GAUGGAUCACUGGGAAAUAUUGAUGACCUGGCACAGCAGUAUGCAGACUACUAUAACACCUGCUUCACAGAUGUGUGCGAGAGGAUGGAAGAGCUGCGCAAACGGAGGGUUUCCCAAGACCUUGAAAUGGAAAAACCUGAUGCCAGCCCCACAUCUCUACAGCUGCGCUCCCAGGUUGAGGAGUCACUUGGUCUCAGCAGCACCGCGUCUACACCCGACACUGAAAGAAAGCUCUCCAUUCAUAAAUCAAGUUCGGAAGAAGGCUCUGUAGGGAAAGCAGACUGGAAAAAGAAAAACAAGUUUUUUUGGCAGAAUUUCCGAAAGAACCAGAAAGGACUAAUAAGGCAGACUUCGAAAGGAGAGGAUGUAGGGUACGUGGCCAGUGAGAUCACGAUGAGCGACGAGGAACGGAUCCAGCUGAUGAUGAUGGUCAAAGAGAAGAUGAUCACCAUUGAGGAAGCACUUGCUAGGCUGAAGGAGUAUGAAGCCCAGCACAGACAGUCGAGCACUGUAGAUGCUACAGAAUGGCCUGAUGGUUCUUACUCAACAUUUGAUGGGUCUUCCAAUUGUAAUUCAAGAGAACAAUCCGAUGAUGAAACAGAGGAGUCGGUGAAGUUUAAGAGGUUGCACAAGCUGGUGAAUUCUACUCGCAGAGUCAGGAAGAAACUCAUAAGAGUGGAAGAAAUGAAAAAACCCAGCACAGAAGGUGUGGAAGAGCACUCACUUGACAACUCUCCUAUACUGGAUGACAGAUCGGCACUUUACUCUGGAGUUCACAAGAAGCAAUUCUACUUUGACAGCUCCUGUGAGAAGCAGCCAGAGGAUGACUCGGACUCACUUACUACUUCUCCCUCAUCCAGCAGUCUUGAUACAUGGGGAGCUAACCGGAAGCUGGUGAAGACCUUCAGCAAAACUGAUAGCCGUGGCCUUAUCAAGCCUCCCAAGAAACUCGGGACAUUUUUCUCUUACCCAGAAGAGGAGAAGACCCAGAAAGUUUGCCGCUCCUUGACAGAUGGGGAAAUGAAGAAGAGCCUCGGCUCUCUGAGCCAUGGGAGAACCUGUAGCUUUGGAGGAUUUGACUUGACAAAUCGUUCCCUUCAUAUUGGAAACAGUUCUGACCAAGUGGGCAAAGAAGGAGACUUCGUUUAUAAAGAAGUGAUCAAAUCACCCUCUGCGUCCCGUAUAUCUCUGGGUAAAAAGGUGAAGUCUGUAAAGGAAACCAUGAAGAAAAGGAUGUCUAAAAAAUACAGCAGCUCUCUGUCUGAGCAGGAGUCCAGCCCUGGGGUCAUGCCGGGUUCUCCACAGUCACCGCCACCAGACACUGACCCCCUGGACAAACCCAAGCUGAAAGCCGGUGGCUCAGUAGAGAGCCUGAGGAGUUCCUUAAGCGGUCAGAGCUCAAUGAGUGGUCAGACAGUGAGCACAACAGAUUCCUCAACCAGCAACAGGGAGAGCGUGAAAUCAGAAGAUGGUGAUGAUGAAGAGCCUCCUUACAGAGGACCUUUCUGUGGAAGAGCCAGGGUUCACACUGAUUUUACUCCAAGUCCUUAUGAUACAGACUCUCUGAAGCUCAAGAAAGGUGACAUCAUCGAUAUAAUCAGCAAACCCCCCAUGGGCACUUGGAUGGGCCUGUUGAACAACAAAGUUGGCACUUUCAAAUUUAUCUAUGUGGACGUGUUGAACGAAGAGGAAGAGAAGCCAAAGCGGCCCACCAGGAGGCGCCGGAAAAGCAGGCCACCCCAGCCCAAGUCAGUUGAGGAUCUCUUGGAUCGCAUCAACUUAAAGGAGCACAUGCCCACUUUCCUGUUCAAUGGUUAUGAAGAUCUGGAUACAUUUAAGCUUUUAGAAGAAGAAGAUUUGGAUGAACUGAACAUCCGAGAUCCUGAGCACAGAGCUGUUCUCCUUACAGCAGUGGAACUUCUACAGGAGUAUGAUAGUAACAGCGACCAGUCAGGAUCUCAGGAGAAACUUCUCAUUGAAGGCCAGGGCCUAACCGGAUGCUCUCCUCGGGAUUCUGGCUGCUACGAAAGCAGUGAAAACCUGGAGAAUGGUAAAACUCGAAGGACCUGUCUUCUGCCCUCCAAAUCAGCCAGUGAGCAUAGCUUUAAGGACUUCAGCAGAAACCAGCUAUCAAAUUAUCCUACGCUUCCACUGACCGAGUCAAUAGAAACUCUACAGCAAGGGGAAAAAGAAAGCCGGUUGACCUGUGCACAUCGUGCUCUGAAGAGCUCUGUCAAACCUCCAGCUGUUACGGGUCUGAAGAAGAACCGUAGAAGUUUACCGGUUGCUGUCUGUCGGAGCUAUGAAACUCUAGAUGGCCCCCAGGGUGUAGAUACGUGGCCAAGAUCUCACUCACUGGAUGAUCUCCAGGGAGAACCCAAUACUAACCUACAGGACGCUAGCAAGGAAGUAGGUUCUUUUCCUCAGGAUUCACUGGAUACAGCAAAAAAGGCAGCUGGCUGUGCCCUGCCGCCUCAGACUCACGGAGGCAGCUGUAUGGUAGAUGACUUGAUGGCUAAGCAGGGUAAAGGAGCUGCUAGUUCUCAGAAGGGAAGAGCUAAGGAAUUGGACUGCUCCAUAAAGGAGACUGCAGGUGGAAAGCCAGCUCCUUUCCCCCUGAAAAACUGUGAAGCUCAGCCUGCCUUAGUGAUGCAUCUUGCAACAAGGACGCCUCUGGAAAUACAAAGUAAAGGCUUUCGUGACCUUGCCCGGGCUGAUUAUGCUCUAGUCUUCAAGGGAGGUCUAGAAGCUGAGCAAAAAGGCACAAAUGAGGCAAGAACGCUGCCAAAAAAUGCUUCUCAGCCGCCACCUGUCCCUGCCAAAAAAUGCCGAGAACGCCUUUCUAAUGGAUUGUAUCAUCCUUCCACGACCGCGAGCGGGAACCACUCAAGUCAAGAAGCACCAUGUUUGCCGGUAAAAAAGACCAGCUCCUCCACUCCCAUUGAUUGUCAUGGAGUACCUGUCCAUAGGACAUCUUCUGAACAGGAGCCCAGUGCCCCUUCUAGCCCACUGCCACCCUGGCUGUCGGAGCUCCCAGAGACUGCUAGUGUCCAGCAGCAUGUGGUAAAGCUAGGUCCUGCUUCAGUGAGGAAAGUCUCUUGUAGCAGGGGCAUGGAUCUGGAAAUGGUAAUAGAAAACAAGUUGCAGUCUGAAGACAUUGAUCUUACUGAAGAACCGUAUUCUGACAAGCAUGGUCGCUGUGGCAUUCCCGAGGCUUUGGUACAGAGGUACUCUGAAGACUUAGACCAGCCUGAAAAGGAUGUUGCCACAAACAUGGACCAAAUCCGGGUAAAGCAGCUGAGGAAGCAGCAUCGCAUGGCAAUUCCAAGCGGAGGGCUCACUGAAAUUUGCCGAAAACCUGUAUCCCCAGGACUUGUCACCUCUGUAUCUGACUGGCUGAUUUCCAUUGGUCUACCUAUGUAUUGCAGCCUGCUCACAGAAGCAGGAUUCAACACACUGAGCAAAGUGCCUUCUCUGUCACAAACUUGCCUUCAGGAAGCUGGCAUCACAGAGGAAAGGCACAUAAGCAAGCUCCUGGCAGCGGCAAGACUCUUCAAACCUCUUGAUCCAGAGGCAAUUUGA
Messenger RNA from Leptosomus discolor (cuckoo roller), 3582 nucleotides. Lineage: Eukaryota; Metazoa; Chordata; Aves; Leptosomiformes; Leptosomidae. The record is from RefSeq and is a predicted model, not a curated record.